UCUCGUAAAAUUAUAUUGUUUUUUUCUUUUGUAUUUUUUUUUCCCUUUUAAUAUUAUGACUUGAUUCAAAAUUGUUGGGUUUUUUCCCAUUUUUAUUUUUUUUUUAUUAUUUUUUAAAUAACUUUUCUUGUUAAAUUAUAUUUUUAGGAUGCACCACAGUCAACAAGUGUCCCCCAGCCCACAAUUUGGACACCCCUGGUAUCAGGUAUGAUGUAACUGCUUCUUAAACCACAUCAGACAUCCUGGAAUAUUCUAGAAAAUUGCAAUCAUGUUUUUAAAAAAAAAAAACACAUUACAAUUAAAAAUUAAGCCCCACCUCUCAAUGUCAACACGUACUGAAUAUGUAAUCAAAUGUAUAAUGCAGAUGUUGCUUUAUUGAUAAAGCGAUAUGUCUCCAAGGGAAGAUGAGCAUCUGCCAAUCCUCUUUAGUAGCAUUAUGUUGAGCCUCGUGACAUCCGGCGCGAGCCAUUCCAGCUCCCCAAAAACAACAGUCAGUCAGCGACUCUCCGCGGGUGCUGUAGCCGGCAAGUGAAGCCCUCAGGCGGGGCGAGAGGAGCCGAGCAGCUGGCGGUACAGGUCGCUUCAGGAUGAAAGACAUUGGACGCGUCGAUGCGUGUCUUCUCGCCAAAUAGCGUCAAACAAGCGAUGUAUUGGACAUAACUUCCUGUUUGCAUCAUGAGGACGAUAAACAUUCGCCCUCCUCAGAGGAGACUCAGGUGCAGUCGCGUCCUCUUCUUCAUCUCAGGUAUGCUCUUGUGCUUCUUCUACUCGCUGAUGCUAAGAGCCAGGCUGUCGCAGCGCUCCACCCAAGACGGCGGCCAUGACGGCGUUUUACAGGUCAAGACCCGUGAGGUAAUUGCGCCCAAUGUGACACAGGAAGAGGCGGAGUCAUCCCGAAGCACCCAAUCCUCCGUAGUUAUCAUCGUCAACAGGACGGAUAUGGAACAGUGCAUCUACGUGGAACCACAACCUCCUCCGACCACCGCGCCCCCGCCACUUCCUCCGCUGCGGCCACCUCACAGGAAGGGCGAAUACCCAGAAGACAUCUUCUCAGUGGAGCAGCGCCGCCAAGGCUGGGUGGUCCUGCACGCCUUCGGAAUGAUUUACAUGUUUGUAGCCCUCGCCAUCGUGUGCGAUGAGUUCUUCGUUCCGGCCUUGGAGGUCAUCACCAACAAGCUGGACAUCUCCGACGACGUGGCCGGCGCCACUUUCAUGGCUUCCGGCGGCUCGGCUCCGGAGCUCUUCACCUCCCUCAUUGGCGUCUUUGUCUCCCACAGCAACGUAGGCAUCGGCACCAUCAUCGGCUCGGCCGUCUUCAACAUCCUCUUCGUGAUAGGCAUGUGCGCCAUCUUCUCCCGCGAGGUGCUGCACCUGACGUGGUGGCCGCUCUUCCGGGACGUGUCCUUCUACAUCCUGGACCUCGUCAUGCUCAUCGUCUUCUUCCUGGACAACGUGAUCCUGUGGUGGGAGAGCCUCAUGCUGGUGCUGGGCUACGUCGGCUACGUGUGCUUCAUGAAGUUCAACGGUCCCAUCGAGCAGGUGGUGAAGACGCAGCUCAACAAGCACAUGAGCAUCGUCCAAGCGUGGACCACCCAGGAGCCUGAGAAGGAGAAUCAACCAACAACGCCUCCACCUCGCCCUGCCGCCAUCGCUGUGGCAAACAACGAGGAUAAAUCCAAAGCACAGUCAGAUCCUCCUCAGAGCCCCGCAGCGAGCAAGGCACCAGAUCGACAAGAGGAGAAGGACAGAAAACUCAGGGUGCGUCCUGUUCUGCAGCGGGGCGGGAGCUCUGCCUCGCUCCACAACACGUCGCUGAGGAGCACCAUCUUCCAGCUCAUGAUCCAUACGCUGGACCCUCUGGGGGAAGAUCACGACCACAAGGCCAAAUCGGAGCCGUCUGCAGGAAGUGUGGAGCAGUCUACGUCCAAGCCUUCGGCCGAGGAGAUCAAGAACACGGACAACCACCAUGAUGGCUCAAAGGCGAGCUCGGGUGGCGAGGAGAGCGGCGACGGCGACGGCAGCGACACAAGCGAAAGUGAGGAUGACGAUGCAGACGACGACGACGAGGAGGAGGAGGAAGAGGAGGAGAAUGAACCCUUGUCUUUAGAUUGGCCGGGAACCAGACGCAAGCAGGCCACGUACCUCUUCCUGUUACCCAUCGUGUUCCCCUUGUGGCUCACGCUGCCCGACGUCCGCAACCCGACAUCCAAGAAGUACUUUGCCCUCACGUUUAUCGGCUCAAUCCUGUGGAUUGCAGUUUUCUCCUACCUGAUGGUGUGGUGGGCUCAUCAGGUGGGUGAGACCAUAGGAAUCUCGGAGGAAAUCAUGGGUCUCACCAUCCUGGCGGCCGGGACGUCCAUCCCUGACCUCAUCACCAGCGUCAUUGUGGCCCGUAAGGGUCUGGGGGACAUGGCAGUGUCCAGCUCGGUGGGGAGUAACAUCUUCGACAUCACAGUCGGUCUUCCGGUCCCGUGGCUCCUGUACUCCCUGUCGCACGACGGCGAAGCCGUGGCGGUCAGCUCCAACGGUCUGUUCUGCGCCAUCGUCCUGCUCUUCCUCAUGCUCCUCUUCGUCACCAUCUCCAUCGCCACCUGCCGCUGGAAGAUGUCCCGAACGUUGGGACUGACCAUGUUUGCUCUCUACUUCCUUUUCCUCAUCCUCAGCGUCCUGUUGGAGGACCGCGUCCUCGUGUGUAGCGUCUCCAUUUGACCCGAGGCGUCACUUCGGGACCCCACUAAAAGGUCUUCUGGUUCCGGGGGGCCCAAAGGUCAGCACUUUUAUCUCUUUUAGCGUCACUAAUUAGUCCAUGAUGGUGCCGAUUAAUCACAGCUCAUGUCAAUUUAAGCUAGUACUACUGAACUAUAAAAGUACAUAAGUAGAAUUAUUGUGUUCUUAUGGUCACUGAAGGUCACUGAAGGUCUUCUGGUUCCGGGGGGCCCAAAAGUCAGCACUUUUAUCCCAUUUUAGCGUCACUAAUUAGUCCAUGAUGGUGCCGAUUAAUCACAUCUCAUGUCAAUUUAAGCUAGUUCUACUGAACUAUAAAAGUACAAUAACAUACAAGUACAAGUACAUAAGUAGAAUUAUUGUGUUCUUAUGGUCACUGAAGGUCACUGAAGGUCUUCUGGUUCCGGGGGGCCCAAAAGUCAGCACUUUUAUCUCUUUUAGCGUCACUAAUUAGUCCAUGAUGGUGCCGAUUAAUCACAUCUCAUGUCAAUUUAAGCUAGUACUACUGAACUAUAAAAGUACAUAAGUAGAAUUAUUGUGUUCUUAUGGUCACUGAAGGUCACUGAAGGUCUUCUGGUUCCGGGGGGCCCAAAAGUCAGUACUUUUAUCUCUUUUAGCGUCACUAAUUAGUCCCUGAUGGUGCCGAUUAAUCACAGCUCAUGUCAAUUUAAGCUAGUUCCACUGAACUAUAAAAGUACAAUAACAUACAAGUACAAGUACAUGACUAGAAUUAUUGUGUUCUUAAGGUCACUGAAGGUCACUGAAGGUCUUCUGGUUCCGGGGGGCCCAAAAGUCAGCACUUUUAUCCCAUUUUAGCGUCACUAAUUAGUCCAUGAUGGUGCCGAUUAAUCACAGCUCAUGUCAAUUUAAGCUAGUACUACUGAACUAUAAAAGUACAUAAGUCAGUACUUUUAUCUCUUUUAGCGUCACUAAUUAGUCCAUGAUGGUGCCGAUUAAUCACAGCUCAUGUCAAUUUAAGCUAGUACUACUGAACUAUAAAAGUACAUAAGUAGAAUUAUUGUGUUCUUAUGGUCACUGAAGGUCACUGAAGGUCUUCUGGUUCCGGGGGGCCAAAAGUCAGCACUUUUAUCCCGUUUUAGCGUCACUAAUUAGUCCAUGAUGGUGCUGAUUAAUCACAGCUCACGUCAAUUUAAGCUAGUUCUACUGAACUAUAAAAGUACAAUAACAUACAAGUACAAGUACAUGACUAGAAUUAUUGUGUUCUUAUGGUCACUGAAGGUCACUGAAGGUCUUCUGGUUCCGGGGGGCCCAAAAGUCAGUACUUUUAUCCCAUUUUAGCGUCACUAAUUAGUCCAUGAUGGUGCCGAUUAAUCACAGAUCAUGUCAAUUUAAGCUAGUUCCACUGAACUAUAAAAGUACAAUAACAUACAAGUACAAGUACAUAACUAGAAUUAUUGUGUACUGAAGGUCACUGAAGGUCUUCUGGUUCCGGGGGGCCCAAAAGUCAGCACUUUUAUCCCAUUUUAGCGUCACUAAUUAGUCCAUGAUGGUGCCGAUUAAUCACAUCUCAUGUCAAUUUAAGCUAGUACUACUGAACUAUAAAAGUACAUAAGUAGAAUUAUUGUGUUCUUAUGGUCACUGAAGGUCACUGAAGGUCUUCUGGUUCCGGGGGGCCCAAAAGUCAGCACUUUUAUCUUUUUUAGCGUCACUAAUUAGUCCAUGAUGGUGCCGAUUAAUCACAGCUCAUGUCAAUUUAAGCUAGUUCUACUGAACUAUAAAAGUACAAUAACAUACAAGUACAAGUACAUAACUAGAAUUAUUGUGUGCUUAUGGUCAGAUGUUAAUGCUACACAAGCACCAGACCAUGAUCGAGUCUGGAACAAGUUAACCGCAGUACUCAAAGGGAUGAUAGUACUCUUUAACUACCAGUAGCACAUUCAGUGUGUAUUUAUUCUCAAAGUAUUACUUUACAUGAUAUACUUUUUGUUCAGGUUUGCUAAAUGAUUAGCUUUUGGUGUUGUAGUGUAAAACGUGUUAUCGUGUAUUAAUUUGUGAGUGAAAAUGUACUAUUUAUAAAAAAAUGUUUUAUUUGAAAAAUUUAUUCUGCAAAAAUUUUUUUUUUUUUUAUUGGCUGUGUACCGACACGUUGAAAUAAAGUUUGUUGAAAGCAACUCUAUUGAGUUGAGACUUACGUACUUCCGGGUGUAAAGAACCAUUUUUGUAAAAGUGGUCCGUAUGAAUUAUUAAUUUUUUUUCAUUUUCACUGAAAAAGUGGAGCCAAAAAGUGAUAAUAUUUAAUAUGUAUUAUUUAUUAUUUACAUUCAAAACAACCCUGAAUGUUCUGUCCUUUACAGAAACAUGCAUUUAAACAGCUUUAUUAUCAAUUAUCAUAUAUUAUAUAUUUUUUUUAAAUACAUUUUUUUUUUUUUAAAUAUAAAUGUACACUUUUGUACAGAAUUUAUACAUUUUUUUCAUUUUUACAAAAGUCAUAUUUCCCAUCAGAAAGUCCGUUCAAGUCACAA
Molecule: messenger RNA, 5207 nt
Organism: Doryrhamphus excisus (bluestripe pipefish)
Lineage: Eukaryota; Metazoa; Chordata; Actinopteri; Syngnathiformes; Syngnathidae
Product: sodium/potassium/calcium exchanger 1-like
Biological process (GO): long-term synaptic potentiation; calcium ion transmembrane transport; intracellular calcium ion homeostasis
Cellular component (GO): plasma membrane
Molecular function (GO): calcium, potassium:sodium antiporter activity; calcium channel activity
Source: RefSeq, a predicted model, not a curated record